AUUAAAAAUGAUGUUGGUUCAAGUUUUAUUAGGAGUUACUUUAACUAUAUAUCUUGUUCACGGUAGCCAAAUUGACUACAUAAAUAGUUUUGGUACUACAUGGAAGGCUGGUAAAAACUUUGAAAAAGGCUCUGAACCUGCGCUAGGUCUGGCACCCGGUUAUGAGCCACUACCACCAAGCAUUACUUAUGAUAUUGCUGAUAAGGACAUACCAGAGAACUUUGAUGCCCGGGUACAAUGGCCCGCUUGUUACACCAUUAAAGAGAUUAGAAAUCAAGGGUGUUGUGGAUCAUGUUGGGCAGUCUCUGCAGCGGAAGUCAUAUCUGAUCGCAUAUGUAUCGCAUCGAAGGGUAAACAACAAGUAGAGGUCUCUGCGGUAGAUAUCCUAACUUGUAGUGGAGCCGGAAAUUGUAGUUAUGGUUAUCCUAGCGGUGCGUUUGACUAUUAUGUACAGUCAGGUGUGAUCAGCGGGGGUGAAGUGGGUAGUCAUAAGGGUUGUCAGCCCUACACCAUAAUAGGUGACCACCCGUGCGCUUCGACCGUACCGACCCCUAAGUGUCAGAAGUCGUGUAUCACGGGCUAUAACCGUACGUACACUCAGGACAAGAAUUUUGGUAGUAAAUCCUAUGGCGUUGAUCUUAAGGAUGUCCAGAAAGAGAUUAUGACAAAUGGACCUGUGGCAGCUGGAUUCACUGUCUAUGAAGACUUUUACGCAUACAAAUCGGGUGUCUAUCAGCACGUGACCGGAAAGCAAAAUGGAGGUCACGGGGUCAAGCUUAUGGGCUGGGGUGUGGAUAAUGGUGUGAAAUACUGGUUGGUGGCUAACUCGUGGGGCACCGUGUUUGGUGAGCAAGGGUAUUUUAAAAUUAAACGCGGCAAUAACGAGUGCGGAUUUGAGGGUGGGUCAUGUUGGGCAUUCUCUGCAGCCGAGGUCAUAUCCGACCGCAUAUGCAUUGCAUCCGGAAACAGGCAACAGGUAGAGGUCUCUGCCGAAGAUGUCUUAACCUGCAGUGGCGCCGGUAGUUGCCAGGGUGGUUGGCCUAGUGCUGUGUUUGACUACUAUAUCAAAUCAGGUGUAAUCACCGGAGGUCUAGUGAACAGUCAUGAGGGUUGUCAGCCCUACACCAUAAUCGGUGACCACCCGUGCGCGUCGUACGUACCGACCCCUAAGUGUCAAAAGUCGUGUAUCGCGGGCUAUAACCGUACGUACACUCAGGACAAACACUUUGGUAGUAAAGCAUAUGGCGUAAGCCUUAAAGAUGUUCAGAAAGAGCUCAUGACAAAUGGACCUGUGUCAGCUAUGUUUACAGUAUACAACGACUUUUUCUCAUACAAAACCGGUGUCUAUCAGCACGUGACCGGUGAGGCAAAAGGACUGCACGCCGUCAAGCUUAUGGGUUGGGGUGUGGAUAAUGGUGUGAAAUACUGGUUGGUGGCUAACUCGUGGGGCACCGUGUUUGGUGACCAUGGUUAUUUCAAAAUUAAACGAGGCAAUGACGAGUGCGGAUUUGAGGGUGCGGUGGACCUAGCUCAUGGUGCUAAUGUUAACCGUAUCGUUGAUUACAUUAACAAUUUGGACACAACAUGGAAAGCUGGAUACAACUUUGAAAGUGAUUUCAAACCUAAAUUAGGACUAAUACCUGGAUAUAAACCACUCGCACCUACUUCAGAGGUAACUUAUGAUAUUUUUGAUGAGGACAUACCCGAGUCAUUUGAUCCCCGGCAACAAUGGACCGAUUGUUACACCGUUAAAGAGGUUAGAGAUCAGGGAUGUUGUGGUUCGUGUUGGGCAUUUUCGACUGCAGAGGUUAUAUCCGAUCGCAUUUGUGUUGCCUCGAAGGGUAAACAACAGGUAGAGGUCUCUGCCGAAGAUGUACUAACCUGUGGUGGGGCGGGUGAUUGCAAUGGGGGUUCACCUCGCGCUGUGUUUAGCUAUUAUAUCAAGUCGGGUGUGAUCAGUGGUGGACUGGUAGGCAGUCAUAAAGGGUGUCAGCCAUACACUAUUGCCCAUACCAGCCCGUGCCCUAUCGACAUACCUACCCCUAAAUGCGAGCGAUCUUGUAUUGAAGGUUAUAACCGUACGUACACUCAGGAUAAACACUUUGGUAGUAAAUCCUAUGGUGUAAGUGUUAAGGAUGUCCAGAAAGAACUCAUGACUAAUGGACCUGUGUCAGCCACAUUUAUUGUGUACAACGACUUUUACUCAUACAAAACCGGUGUCUACCAGCACGUGACCGGUGGUAUAGAGGGACUACAUGCUGUAAAACUUAUGGGUUGGGGCGUGGAAAAUGGGGUCGACUACUGGUUGGUGGCUAACUCGUGGGGUACCGUAUUUGGGCAGCAAGGUUAUUUUAAAAUUAAACGCGGCAAUAAUGAAUGUGGGUUUGAGUAUGGUUUCGAUGCCGUAACCCCUAAGUUAUAGAUAUUGAUUAAAUAAAUUUUAUAAAUCUAUAUUAGUUAUAAGAAAAUAAAUAAGCCAAAAAU
Messenger RNA from Oppiella nova, 2484 nucleotides. The record is from the annotation of a GenBank genome assembly. NCBI's taxonomy places the organism in Eukaryota, Metazoa, Arthropoda, Arachnida, Sarcoptiformes, Oppiidae.